This is a messenger RNA of Kwoniella botswanensis, 1434 nucleotides long. RefSeq lists its product as uncharacterized. The coding region runs from base 1 to 1434 and encodes 477 amino acids. The transcript is spliced from 10 exons. Gene Ontology annotation, molecular function: NADP binding; N,N-dimethylaniline monooxygenase activity; flavin adenine dinucleotide binding. Lineage: Eukaryota; Fungi; Basidiomycota; Tremellomycetes; Tremellales; Cryptococcaceae. The record is from RefSeq and is a predicted model, not a curated record.
AUGACCAUCGCCCCAUCCACAGCCCUCCCACCAUUCUCCCGAGUGGCGAUCAUCGGUGCAGGAGGCGCUUCGGGUUUAGCCGCACUCUCUCAACUUCUCGAUAAAGGUGCAAAACCGGAUCAGAUAGUAGGCUACGAAGCUAGAGAUACAGCAGGCGGAGUAUGGAACUAUGAUGCGGAUGCUGGGGAAUGUAAGGUCACUUGGGCCGAAGACGGGAGUCUGGCGUUGCGAACUGAAAAAGAAAUUUACGAUGCUGGUAGGAAUGGUCCAAAUGCUAUUUAUGAUGGACUCAGAACAAACCUGCCUCAGGAAUGCAUGACAUUCAGAGAUGCCCCGCACCCGAAAGGCACCGAGACGUUUCCGACUUAUCAUCAGAUCGCAUCUUACCUCCAAGGUUAUGCAAAAGAUAAAGGACUCUUGUCUCUGAUCCGGUUUAAGACUUUGGUGAGGCAAGUCCAUCACACGCCUGAUACGACAGACACAUCGAAACGCUGGACCGUGGUCGUCGAAUACGUAGAUGGGAAGGGCGAAUUUGUCAAUGAUCUAGAGUACUUUAGCCAUAUCAUCGUCACCAAUGGCCAUUUCAAUGUCCCUUAUGUACCUUCUAUACCCGGAUUGAGGUCAUACAAAGGGCAGAUCUUGCAUAGUCGAUGGUGGAGGAACCCCAGAUCCGUACGAGGUAAAAACAUCAUAAUCGUCGGGUCUCACGCCUCAGGAACCGACAUAGCUCGGGAUAUAGCUUUAGAUGAUGAGGCCACCGACGCUCAGACUCCGAAGCUUGCAAGGACGAUCUAUCAGUCAGUAAGAGAGAAAGAUCAAUCACGACCCAACGACGAAGGGGAUGAUCAAUCGUUGUAUCCGAAUACAAAAUGGAGGGAUCACGUGGAGACUGUACCCGAGAUUGAGAGGGUUGAGGGUGAUUUGGUGUACUUGAAAGGGGGUAAAGUAUUGAGUGGAAUAGAUGUGAUAUUAUUUGCAACUGGGUAUCUGUAUUCUUACCCUUUCUUCUCGCCUGACAAAGCUCCUUUCGAUUCCCAUCCGAUCAUCCGAUCAUCAACCCAGGAAGAAAGAAGUCUAUCGGCUGGUCCGGCAAACAGACCUAUCAACUUAGACGAAACGGAUACGUUCUAUGUACCGGAUAAGACACUGGCUUUUAUAGGGUUGCAUCGUUUUGUCAACCCUCUACCUUUAUUUGAACGGUCCGCUCGGCUGAUUGCCCAUUGUUUCAUCAACGGUUCCAUCCCGCCCCUACCACCGCUAAAACGAGAUUCGGAUAUACCCGGAGAUUUGAAUAUUGGUCACCCACAAGAAUUCGAGAAUCAAGAUGAAUGGUUGAAAGCUAUAGGCGAUGGAGACGAAUGGAAGGUCCCACAGCGAUUGAGAGAUCUACGAGGGAAUGCUAUCAAGAUCAGGAAGGAGCAUCUAGGGUACUGA